This is a messenger RNA of Acanthochromis polyacanthus (spiny chromis), 2730 nucleotides long. Its product is annotated as keratinocyte-associated protein 3. Lineage: Eukaryota; Metazoa; Chordata; Actinopteri; Pomacentridae. The coding region runs from base 318 to 980 and encodes 220 amino acids. The record is from RefSeq and is a predicted model, not a curated record. The transcript has 6 exons.
AGAAGACCUGAAAUGAAGACUGACUGUAGUGGUCAGGAAUAGUGUCAGGGGGCGUCUUCCUCUAGUUUACCCUAAUUGUGAGAAUAAUACAACAAAGAUGGGCAGAAUGGCUCUUUGUGUACUGUCUGUGGUUGAAGCCUUUGACGUCCUCAGAGCUGCAGGUAACUCACAGGUGAGCGCCGUGACGUCAUCCAUGGCGGAAGUGGACAAAGGGGCGGCCUUGCGGUUUGGACUUUCUGCUCCAGUGUUGUUGAAGUGUUACUCGAAAAUUGCGGCCAUUGUUUUAUUAGGAGAAAAGCGUCUUUCCCAGCAGAGAGAUGUGCAGCUUCGAUAAGGACAAAGCCCCAAGGAGGCUGAUGCAAAAAGGGCUAGUGCUCAUCCUGGUCGGCCAUAUUAACUUCAUCCUCGGAGCUAUUGUCCAUGGCAGUGUCCUUCGUCACAUUUCCAAGCCCACCCAGCAUAUCUCCACCGAAUACACUGUUUCCAACAUCAUCUCUGUCACCUCCGGCCUCCUGAGCAUUGUCAGUGGGAUUAUUGCCAUUGUGGUAUCAAGGAACCUUCAUGAGCUCAAACUGCAAAUAGGACUUAUGAUUACCUCAUUCCUGAAUGCCUUGCUCUCAGCAGCAUGUUGCACUGGGCUCCUUUUGGCUAUCAGUAUCACUGUGGCCAACGAUGGGGAGAGUUUGAUGUUGGGAUGCAAUGACACUGAGGUUCCCAUCAAUGCUCGGUCACCUGUCAGUGCUCGGUGUCCGUUUGAUACCACACGGAUCUACGAUACCACCUUGGCUCUGUGGAUCCCCAGCGCUGUGCUGGCAGCAACUGAGGCUGGACUGUCAGUGUGGUGCUUCAUCGUUGGAUUGGCUCUCAGAGGGCUGCCACCCUGUGGGAAUAGCUACAUCAAAGAGCAGCUGGAGGAAGAGGCUGAGUGCUCUCCCCAAAGCCGACGCCUGAUGGGACGACGCUUCAAUCCUGAAGCGUAGCUGAACAAUGAGGAGUAAGGAUGACUAAACACAGCUGAAUCCCAAAAUGCAACACUGCCUCUGAAUACAGACUGAGAGAUUUUCCCCAACAGUGGGUUAGGUGAGUGUCACUGUCGUACUGCAGUACAGGAAUGGAGUCAGGUUAAGAAACUGACUCUUAAUGUUACAGUGAAUUCACAUACAGUGAAGCUGUGAGCUGAAUUCAGCAGGUUUAAAUUAAUCCAGGAUAUCAGUGCCUAAUGACACCCAGGAAUGGUGAAUUAAUCUACAGUGACACAUAUCUAAAAACUGAAAUGCUUUUUAGUCAGUGCAUUCGAGGUGCACAUACUUUUUUUUUUAAAUUCAGCGUGCAUAUAUGUGUAUGAACCCUCCUGACUCCUUUCAGUCUUACCAGUAUCCCUUCUUGACUGUGUGGAUUUAGUAAUACCAAAAAUUUUGUCUUUCCAUAUGAAGAAACCUUUAUUCUUGAAGAAAAUACACAAUAUAUCUAGCAAAAAUCUGUUUUAUUUUAGCUGAAUUAUGUACAUUUUAGAACUCUGAUUUCAGCGAGAUCUAUUUCAUUCUAACGUUUACUGUUUGCCCAAAUUCCAAGCCACUCCAUUACAUCUAGGAUGCAUGUAACAGACCAUGCAUAUACGUUUGAUGCCUAAAAAUUAAAUGCGUUGUGUUGCUUAUGCUUGUUGCUACAUUAUAAUAUGGAGUAAUAUCAUGUGAGUUCUUUGAUGCUAUGAUUUGCUGUAAAAUACCUAAAAUAGCAAGCUAUCUUAAUGCAGUUACAAUAUUUGGCUAAAAGCUCAUUUUGACAAGUUGAGCUUCUUGAAAAUGGUUUGUACUGAUAGAUAAUUAUAGUAAGUACAUUAAGUGGCAUGUUGUUUUAUGGUCAGUAGUUCACUCAGUGGCUGACUGUACUAGGCACAGCAUUAGAUUGUUGAACACACCACAGAUACAGUACUUGUGCUAUAUUUUAAAUACCUAUUGGAUAUGUUGACUUUAUAAAUUUAUUUACUAACUGCAUUAUUAUUUGUCAUCUUUGUGAUACAAUUUAUUGAAGACAUACUUUAAAGAGACAACUCCGAGCUUUUAAACUCCAAGGGAAUUAACUCAGAGACUAUUAAGAUGUUUUGUUAUUUUAAUCUUUUUUUAUUAUUGUUAUUUGCCUUUGGUCAGACAUUUGAAGUAAAAAACUGAGAUGGAAACUGAAGUUGGAAAUUAAAAUUUUUAUGUAUGUGAACACAAAAUUGCAGUAGGCCUCAUCAUUGUCAGCUCAUACAUUUCAGAUUGCUAAGAUACUAUGCCAUGUGAAUGUUAACAGCAUGUUUAGGGAAGAUACUCUGAGCUGCCUGAAUUAAAAAUAAUGUAGACUUGAAAGUGACGCCUUGGUUGAGUGUAUUUGUGCGUGCACAGUGCUGUGGGUUAAUGUUAAAGGAGGGUCAUAUUAGGGGGUUAAAGCAGUAUGUGGGCCAGCAGCCUCAGCUGCCACAGACCCCCAGCAACCCAACGACAGAGAGGAUCACAUCAGAUCAGCCAUGAAACAGUUAAUCUAGUGCCGUGCUCAAUCGUGUGGAAGGGAAUCAUAGCACACAGUACUAAUCCUGAGGCUGUAAGGGAUAAAUAUUGGCAUGGUGUUGACUGAUACAAUCACAACAAGACUGUAAUGCAUUGAUGUCACACUGGAGCAUCACCGUAUGUCAAUUUGAAAUCACAAGAUAUAAAAGUUGAAAAUAAAAGAUGUGUGUUAAACUAUUACAAA